Molecule: messenger RNA, 879 nt
Organism: Egretta garzetta (little egret)
Lineage: Eukaryota; Metazoa; Chordata; Aves; Pelecaniformes; Ardeidae
Product: ras-related and estrogen-regulated growth inhibitor
Exons: 5
Coding region: 1-879 (292 amino acids)
Molecular function (GO): GTPase activity; GTP binding
Source: RefSeq, a predicted model, not a curated record
AUGAUAUACGCUUCCUGCGGGAUCCUUGGUUAUCUCCGCAGAGCAGGUUUGCUAAAUUACAUGCUUGUUCCAUCAAAUCCCUUCUCUGACUGGUUUGAAACCCAGCGGUGGUGUGGAGGCUCCGUAGGGAAGAUCCGAGGGCAAGAGGAAAGCUCGCUCGCACCGCAAGGGUGGAGAGCUGCCUUCGGAGGUGCUAGUGCUUUCCAGCUUUCCACCCCGCUGCAUCCUAAAGGCAAUUCCCUGCAGAAAGAUUUCUGGAAGGCACUGACCGUAAGGUUCAUCACCAGGAGGUUCAUUGGAGACUACGACCCAACCCUAGAGAUGAUUUACAGACACAUGGCCGUCAUCGACGGGGAGGUGGUGCACUUCGAGAUCCUCGACACGGCAGGGCAGGAGGAGGAUUCCCUGCAGAUAGAGGAGAAGAUCAAAUGGGGCGAUGGCUUCGCCGUGGUCUACUCGGUGACGGACAGAUGCAGCUUUGACGAAGUCAUGCGGCUGUGUUUCCUCAUCAACCACAUCCACUCCAGCCCCAAGCGGAGCAGUGGGAGCGAGCAGCCCCCCGUGGUCAUCGUGGGCAACAAGAAGGACUUGCAGUUCGACAGGAUGGUAUCCACAGAGGACGGCGAAAACCUCUCCAAAGCCUUGAAGCUUCCUUUCUACGAGAUCUCCACCCGGGACAGCUACGAAGAGACGGUGGCGGUGUUCAACGCUCUCUACCAGGAGCUCAUGAGGCAGGGGCAUUUCUCCCCGGGCUCCUUCAAGAGGAGGACAGUGUCGAAGCUGAUGGAGAAGAUCCCCAAGAUGCAAGCCAGCUCCACCUUGAACUCAGCUGGCCGGAGCCUCAGCUUUAACUCCUUCAGGGACUACAUCCCCGAAUGA